UUAAACCCCUCGCUCGAAACUUUGGACCCUGUUAAGUCCCGGUUCGAAUAUCAUUCACUCGUUUUUAAAUAUGCCCAUGUAAGCUUGCUCAGGAUUCCUAGUAAACACACCACUCGUUAAGCGCACUGCGAGGGAAACCUUUUCCCCUCUCUUCGUCAUGGAGCGCACUAAAUGGCUGGACGGCCUCCGCGGCAUCGCAGCCGCGAUCGUGGCAUUCGAUCACUAUUUCAUGGGAGAGGUCUGGCACCCGUUCGUGUCCUUCUGGGCAGAUCCCCCGGAGGGAAAUCGUCGCUUCGUUCAACUGCCUCCCAUCCGCAUUCUCUUUUCCGCUCAUGCGAUGGUGACGCUAUUCAUGGUGAUCUCGGGCUAUGCGAUCUCCAUUAAUAUUCUUAAAGCCCGACCCAGUCCGCAAUAUUAUACGCGCAUCUCCUCUGCCGUCCUGCGGAGACCCUUCCGAAUUUACCUGCCGGUUCUGGUCAUGGCGACGAUCAGUCAAUUGCUCUUUUUCUUUAAUCUCUACAACUGGACCUUCGACGAGGACCUCUUAAAGGGUCUCGAGCCCUGGAAGGCACCGUGGGCCCAUAUCCAAUGGCUUUUCCUCUACAUGACCGAUAGCCUGAACAUCAUUGCCUUCGCAUACAACGGAGGAUUCAACGGUCAGCUCUGGACCAUGCCGGUCGAAUUCCGCGGAUCCAACGUCGUCUUCGUCAUCAUUAUCGCCCUAUCCGCCUGGCGACCGAAACUCCGGCUCUGGUUUCUACCUCUCCUAUCCCUCUAUUUCCUUUGGUAUGGCCUCUGGGACACUUUCGGCUUCAUCUGGGGCCUCUGGCUCGCCGAAAAAGCCGCAGCAGCAGCAACUUCCACCCCAGCAAACGGAAACGGCUCCACCGACAACGACGGCGACGACGACGAGAAAUUGUCCCUCUUCCCUUUCUCGCGCUCCAACUGGAAAGAACGCAUCUUAAACCGCAAGAACUUCACCCUCGCUCGCAUCACCACCACCCUCUCGUUCCUCCUAGGCUACCACCUCCUCUGCCUGGGAGACGACGGCAAGCUAACCCCAGGCUACCAAUGGCUGUCGGUCUUCCACCCGGCAAAAUGGCGAGACGACUGGCAAGUCAUCCACUGGUGCUGGAAAUCCGUCGGCUCAGCCCUAUUGGUCUACGCGAUCGGCGAAUCCCGACUCCUGCAGCGCCCGUUUAACACCCGGCCCGUGCAGUAUCUCGGCAAGAUCUCCUUCUCGCUGUAUUUGGUGCAUCAGGCUACCUACCAUGUGUUGCGCGAUCCGUUGCGGAAUUAUCUCUGGUUGCUCGGGAACGGGACUCCGUACCCUGGGAGUGUGGAGGCGGCUGCCACCGAUCCGAUGUCGUUUCAUGUGGCGUGGUGGGCUUCAGGGAUUAUCCUAGGGACAGUAGUGGUUUAUGCAGCGCAUUAUUAUACGAUUUAUGUGGAUAAUAAGUGUGUGGCGUUGACGAAGAGGGUGGAGAAGUGGUUGACUUCAUGAGGUUUCUGGCCUUUUUUUUUGGGGGGGGGUUUGUUUUGUAAUUUGUAUGUUUCAAUUUUGAUACUUAAUAUAUAUUGGCAUUCUCUUGA
This is a messenger RNA of Aspergillus caelatus, 1593 nucleotides long. RefSeq names its product acyltransferase family protein. Gene Ontology annotation, molecular function: acyltransferase activity, transferring groups other than amino-acyl groups. The record is from RefSeq and is a predicted model, not a curated record. Gene Ontology annotation, biological process: polysaccharide biosynthetic process. Lineage: Eukaryota; Fungi; Ascomycota; Eurotiomycetes; Eurotiales; Aspergillaceae. The coding region runs from base 158 to 1504 and encodes 448 amino acids. The transcript has a single exon. Gene Ontology annotation, cellular component: membrane.